This is a messenger RNA of Psilocybe cubensis, 564 nucleotides long. RefSeq lists its product as uncharacterized. The record is from RefSeq and is a predicted model, not a curated record. Gene Ontology annotation, cellular component: nucleus. Bases 1 to 564 code for a protein of 187 amino acids. Lineage: Eukaryota; Fungi; Basidiomycota; Agaricomycetes; Agaricales; Agrocybaceae. The transcript has a single exon. Gene Ontology annotation, biological process: maturation of SSU-rRNA from tricistronic rRNA transcript (SSU-rRNA, 5.8S rRNA, LSU-rRNA).
AUGGACACAUCCUCUCAACAAAGUGUGCCACCUCCAUCGUCUGUUUUGUUUGCUCGUGGGGUGAUUUCCAGGCUUGCAAUAUGGCCUAUAUUGCGAGUAGCAGUCCAAGAAAAUUGGGGAGGACCUGAUGCAGCUGCUAAGCGGACCUGGUUAGCGUCAGUGAUCGUGGACGCAUUCGAAGAACAGACACCCACACCCGAUGAUCAAUACGUGGAAGAAAUGAUUCUACAGAUUAUGGAGGAUGAAUUUGAAGCCGUGGUAGAAGACGGAAGCGCGGAGAGCGUCGCUCAAGAUAUCGUUCGUUUGUGGGACGAAAGCAAAGUUGGAACACAAGAUCUCGUUCUCAAGUUCGAGCAGCUUGCAGAUGGGCUCAAAGGAAAGAAGACGGAGGUUCAGGUGCAGGUUGCGGAUGGAGAAGAAGAGUGGUCAGACGAAGACGGCGAUGACGACGAAGCUGGCGAUGAGGCACCGCAACUACUGGAGCAUCCUAUACCAAAAGCAUCGAAAGAGCCGGAGAUCGAUGAAGACGGAUUUACAUUGGUGAAAGGAAAGGGCCGUAGAUGA